Messenger RNA from Penicillium expansum, 507 nucleotides. RefSeq lists its product as uncharacterized. The transcript is spliced from 2 exons. The record is from RefSeq and is a predicted model, not a curated record. The coding region runs from base 1 to 507 and encodes 168 amino acids. Lineage: Eukaryota; Fungi; Ascomycota; Eurotiomycetes; Eurotiales; Aspergillaceae.
AUGCGCACUGAUGAGUCACAUAAGAUAUACUGUGCUCCAAAAGCACCAUCGAAUGAGGAACCGAGUAACGCUCCGGCGCCCAAUGCCGUUCCCACACCCGAGAAUGAUACCAACGGCACUGAACCUACAGGGCCAACCGGCAGCGCUCCCGCGAUGACCCCUGCAGCAGUGGCGGCAUCGGCGGAGAUGAAAGAGUUUCUCAGCCAGCACCCCGAACUCCGCAGUCAGCUACAAGAUAUGUACCAGUCGACGCUGGAAGAAGAAUGGGUGGAAUCGUACACAGCCCCUGCACGAGGACGUGGGCGUGGCCGCGGGCGAGGUCGUGGAGGGUCUACUCCUCGUAGCCGUGGCCCAUGGACGUCCGAGAAAGGCUUCAACCGUGGCCUGGGCAGAGUCCGCAAGCUAAGGCAGGAUUGUGAGGAAGGGACGGAGACUGGCCAGACCGCCGAGGCUUUCAUGCGGUUUAUGGCGCUUGUCAAGAAGGGCCAGGACUCAGACUCAGCUUAA